AUGCCUCAUAAUACGGGAGUUGGUGUUUCUGGCACGGGAUUGGGCGGUUCAUCGGGUGCAUUUAAUAAUCCUCCGUCAACAGUUACUGACAGAACAAUAUCAUUACAAUCCAUUCAGAGUGGUAAUAAUGAUUCGACAGCAAGUAUAACAUGGAACUAUCCAAAUAGCGUUGUUUAUGAUUUUUUAUCAUUAACAUUCAAUGUUUAUCAAUUUGAAAAUGGUUCAUUCGAUCAACCAUCUCUAUCGCAAACAUAUAGCUACAAUUUAACGAAUAGUAACACAACUGUAACCAGUAUGUCCUUCGAUGAACUAGUGCCUGGAAACUAUAUUAUCGCUUGUGUAAUUGCCUUACAAUAUUAUCAAGUAUACAAUACAACAGCAGCAACGUCAACUCAAUGUAGUGUUGGACAAACUACACUGAAUUUAACUAAACUCCAACAGUUAAGUUUUACAGCAUUUCCAACAGUAUCCGUAACUCAAAUUAGUGUUACUUUGUUUUGGCCAAACGAAUUACCGUAUGAUAAGUUGACGAUGAAUGCAAUGUUGAACAAUAAGAUCUCUUCAACUUAUUCAACAUCUUCAAAUGAUACCUAUGAAAUACGUACCUACUCGUUUUCGGGUUUAACACCACGCACUACGUAUUCAGUAUGUGCAUGGGUCAACUAUUCAAAUAGUUAUAUAAACAAGGAGUUUCCAGGAGUUUUAGGAGGUUCACCAAUGAUUUGUGGCUCAUAUAGCACAUACGCUCCAUUAGGUAGUGUUAAACAAACACGUGGCAGUUUAUUACUUACAAUAACGAUGAUAGUGAUCAUCGCUAUAUUACUAAACUAA
This is a messenger RNA of Didymodactylos carnosus, 831 nucleotides long. NCBI's taxonomy places the organism in Eukaryota, Metazoa, Rotifera, Eurotatoria, Philodinida, Philodinidae. The record is from the annotation of a GenBank genome assembly.